Molecule: messenger RNA, 2171 nt
Organism: Papilio polytes (common Mormon)
Lineage: Eukaryota; Metazoa; Arthropoda; Insecta; Lepidoptera; Papilionidae
Product: odorant receptor Or2-like
Exons: 10
Coding region: 530-1714 (394 amino acids)
Biological process (GO): detection of chemical stimulus involved in sensory perception of smell; sensory perception of smell
Cellular component (GO): plasma membrane
Molecular function (GO): olfactory receptor activity; odorant binding
Source: RefSeq, a predicted model, not a curated record
AUCAAUUUAUGUGAAUACUUUGUGUGUUUUAUCAUUAAAUAAAGAAGAAUUUAUCAAUGGUACUAGUUUACAUUUAAUCAACCUUUCGGAUAAAAAAGUGACAUAUAGACGACUUGAGUACCUCCAUCUAUUGGUAGAUGAUGCGGGACCGAUCAGUUCUCAUGAGUUAUGCAAGACAGCACAGGACGGCCGUCGGUGGGCGGUCCCACAAUACUCCAACCGGUAAUUAGGAUAUCAUGCAAGUGAGUCGUCUCAUUACUAAUGCAAGAACUUUAAUUACACCUUAUUAAUUAAUAAAUUCUAUUAACAAGUUACUUAGCUUACAGUUACACAAGUCAAAUUCUGGGACAAUCAGUAGUUUGUACUUUGGUCUAUUUGUGAGCUAUCAUUUCAAUGACUGCACUAUCUAGUAAAUAAUUGUUAACUGACUGUAUCGUAAAAAAAAAGAAAACUAAUAAUCUAUACAUCACCGAAAGAACUCGUUCGGCCAGAGCGAUUGGUGGCGGGUGCCGAAGGCAGGAGCAGUGCAAUGAACUCGGGCGUGGCGGGCCUGAGCGCGGUAAGCGGGCACGCGGCCGUGCUGCGCCGCGCGGGCUACUGGCGGCUGAGCACCGGCUCCACGCGCGCCCUCCGCUCACACGCACUUUACCGCGUUUUAGUAUUAGCGACUACAUGCUUCUAUCUUUUGCAGGAAUGUAUCUAUGCGUACCAGGAAAAAAGCGACAUGGUGAAGAUGUCCCGCGUCAUGUUCCUGCUUCUGUGCCACGUGACGUCGCUGGCAAAGCAGUUCGUGUUCCUCACGGACGCCGACCGCAUCGAGAGCAUGGUCGCUGGUUUGGACGAGGCGACGCAACGUGCGCUACAGGUGCACACAGGCGCGGCGCGGGGGCUGCUGGCCCGCGCGGCGGCGCAUGCGGCGAGGCUGCGACGCGGGUAUGCGGGCUGCGCGGCGUUCACGUGCCUGCUGUGGGCUGUGUUCGCUGCGCAGGCGCACGCGCGGCGACAGCCCUUCGAUUUCCCGCUUUGGAUUGGAGUCGAUACAACAGACACUACCGGAUUCGUCAUAGUUCUGCUGUAUACAUACUACGUCACGACAUUAGUUGGCGUCGCCAACACUACGAUGGACGCUUUUAUAGCAACGGUACUGUAUCAAUGCAAAACACAUCUCAGCAUCCUCAGAAUGAAUUUUGAGAUGUUGCCGGAGAGCGCGAGCGCGCUGAGCAAGGCUAGCGGCCGGCGACGCGACGACGCGUUUGCGGCGCUCUUCGUGGAUUGCUGGCAACAGUACAAAAGAAUUUGCGAAACGGCUGGGCUGGUGCAGGACAUUUUCGGCGGCGCCAUUCUGGUGCAGUUUGGCAUCGGCGGCUGGAUCCUGUGCAUGGCCGCUUACAAGAUUAUCAGCUUGGAUUUCGUCAGUAUCGAGUUUGCGUCGAUGAUCCUUUUCAUCCUGUGCAUCCUGACUGAAUUAUUCCUCUACUGUUACUACGGCACUGAGCUUACCGAGGAGAGCGCGCUGGUGGUGGAUGCGGCGUAUGGCAUGCGGUGGGCGGGCGAGGGGCGCGCGGCGCGCCGCCUGCUGCUGCUGCUGCUGGUGCGGGCGCGCCGGCCGCUGCGCCUCGCCGCCGGCCGCGUCGUGCCGCUCUCGCUUGACACAUUUGCCAAGAUUCUAAAGUCGUCGUACACUUUUUACGCUGUUUUACGACAAACGAAAUAGUCUCGGUCGCUGUAAACAUGUUUCAUAAAGAAACUCUAAAACAUGUAUCGUCUGUGUAAAUUAUUAUUUAUUAUUACAAUUAAAAAAAACAUCAAUGUUUGUUACGAUGUUUUCCAAACCAAAGAUCACUCGAAACAGUUUUAUGAAAUUUUAGUAGCACUUUCUGGGGGCGACAAAGAAAGUUUGUGCUCUUUUUAAAAAAUGAACUGUUACGCGGCAGUACAACAGCAGUGUGAGUUGUGGGAAUUGAGUCGUAUCCUGGGUGCCGCCAUUGCGCGACCGGCGACAUAGGACACCAUGGAGCACACGCUCGCUGUGUGCACGGGCUGGGACGCCCAACGCGCCAUGUUCACUGGCGCAAUAGGGCGGGAUCGAUUAUCUAUUGUAACCACAAACAAUGUUCUAUACCAUCUAUGUAUUUAUAUUGUUGGAUUGAAAUAAAUUAUCUUUCAUUUUA